CUUUCCUCCCGACCAUCACCGUCUCUCUAGAAGCUUUCUACAAAACAACUCACUAUCAAGCACAGAUUCUUACCUAUCACAAAUUUCUUUACUUCCGAGACGACGUCUCGAUCCCUUUGAAUUCCACCAGAGUCUCCGUUGAUGAGAGUACUGACGAGACUUCACAACAUCUUGCUGUUGACUGGAAGCGCUCAUCCCCUUCGGCCGUCGUCGUACUUCGCUAGACCGGAUUCCUUCUCAUCCAAGACGACAACGGAAUCGCGUUGUAAUUCUGCGGCAUCUGGCAAACGGACGAUCAUGUCAGCAUCUACCAAUUCCUGGGUCGCUAAUGAUCCGGAGCAAAUUGCGGAAGCCAAAAAACUCGAAAUAUGGCCGUUGGAUGAACACAAUGCGGCUUUGCUGAACGAGGUUCACCCACGUGGCUACGUACAAUCGUCUGAAAUACCUCACGAAGUCUAUGACUUGAUUGCUAUUGGAGCAGGCGCGGGGGGACUCGUGUCCGCUAAACAGUCCGCUCGAAGAGGGGCCAAGAGCGCCUUGAUUUCAGAAAAACUAGCUGGUGGUGAUUGCCUCAACGUGGGAUGCGUGCCUUCGAAGGCGCUGAUACGAGCCGCCAGGGCCGUUGCCGAAGUGAGACGCUCCGCUGACUUCGGUGUCAUUCUCAGCGAAGAGUCCGGGUGGACUUUGCUAAGAUUAUGGAACACUUACGAACGGCGCGGACCAAGAUCUCUCCCGCGGAUGGACACGCGGGAACUACUGGUACGGGUGCACAUGUUUUUCAGGGCCGUGGACGUUUCACCGGUCCUGAUACCAUUCAAGUCGGCGAGACCGUUUUGAAGUUCAAAAAGGCAGUUGUUGCAACGGGAGGUCGUCCAGCAAUUCCUGGUAUUCCGGGGCUGAAGGAGUCACCCCAUACGACCAACGAAAUUCUGUUCAAUCUCCAAGUUCUGCCACCUAGGAUGGUGAUUUUAGGUGCCGGGGUGGUGGCGCUGGAAAUGGCUCAGUGCUUUGCCACCUUUGGUUCCAAAGUCACUGUACUACAGCGAUCGGAGCCUUUAUUUGCUUCAAAGCAAGGUGAUGCUGAAGCGGCACACAUAUUACAACAAGAGUUGGAAAAAUCUGGCGUGCACUUUCUGACCGGAUCCAUCACACGAGUCGAAACGUUGCGUGAUAAAACGGAUGAUCCUCUGGAGUUGCCUUUGCUCAAAGUAACGGUCAAUACUGAUGCAGACCCGGUCGAUCUGGAAUGCGAAUGUCUGCUGGUGGCGGCCGGCAGAGUAGCUAAUGUGGAAGACGUGGGUCUCGAGGAAGCGGGUGUCGAAUAUGAACUAGGUAAAGGCAUCAAAGUCAACGACUUGACCCAGUCUGUGAGCAAUCCAAACGUAUACGCUGUUGGUGAUUGCGUCGCAGGAGUACCACAGCUUACACACAUGAGUGGAGAAAUGGCCAAGAUGGUGGUGCAGAAUUCUCUCUUUGAAGAUGAUUGGAAAUUGAGCAGUUUGGUGGUUCCUGCCGUCAUGUACACCGAACCCGAGUACGCUACAGUGGGACUUUAUUCCGAGGCCAACGCCGACAAGCAGGAAAUAGAGGUCGACACUUACCGCGCUGGCUUGGAGCAUAACGAUCGUGCUAUUUUGGAAGGAUCAAACGUUGGUUUCUGCAAAAUCUUUUGUCGGAAAGGAACGGAUGAAAUAGUUGGCGCUACGAUCGUAGCGGAACGCGCCGGUGAAAUGAUCAACGAAAUCAGUCUCGCCAUCAAAAAUGGACUUGGUCUGCGAGCGAUCGGACGAAACAUUCAUUCAUACCCUACAACUGGCGAAGCCGUGAUGGGAUGUGGCAUCCAAUAUAUCAACUCUCACUGGAAAACGUUGGACUGACGGUAACUGUUCGUUGACGGAUUCAUGAGGCGCUAGUCUAGACAAGGAUCGCGCCUUUACCGCUCAUCUAGCACGAGUCCAAUUUCCAUGAUUGCAAGAUAGUGGCCCAAUAUGUACUUGUAUAUAGUACCUCGUUUCACCU
Messenger RNA from Phaeodactylum tricornutum CCAP 1055/1, 2019 nucleotides. RefSeq lists its product with no specific name. The coding region runs from base 696 to 1877 and encodes 393 amino acids. The transcript has 2 exons. The record is from RefSeq and is a predicted model, not a curated record. Gene Ontology annotation, molecular function: NAD(P)H dehydrogenase (quinone) activity; flavin adenine dinucleotide binding. Lineage: Eukaryota; Bacillariophyta; Bacillariophyceae; Surirellales; Neidiaceae.